This is a messenger RNA of Rhizophagus irregularis DAOM 181602=DAOM 197198, 426 nucleotides long. RefSeq lists its product as uncharacterized. NCBI's taxonomy places the organism in Eukaryota, Fungi, Glomeromycota, Glomeromycetes, Glomerales, Glomeraceae. The record is from RefSeq and is a predicted model, not a curated record.
AUGGAUCAUGAAGUAACAAGAUUAAUUAAUAUGAAUUAUGGCGCCAUUUACAAAUCAUCAAUGGAAGAAGAGAUAUGUGAAGGACUACAGAUCAAGAGUCAGGACGAACUGAUCGGCGAAAAUGGACCGUACAAGAAACGUUUCGGAAUCAACAGAUUUAAAAUCCCUCAACAAAAUAAGAAGGACGAAUUUGUUAACGCCCCCACCGAUCAAAUUUCGACAAUUCCAAGGACUCUAGAAGAACAUGAAGAAUUAGAUAAUUUGAACAAUAAUUUUAGAGAAAGACUUGAAGAGUUAGAGGAAAAAUCCAGCAGCUUGCCAUCAAAGAAAGAUAAACAAAAAGCGGUGGAUACAUUGGAUAAUGAAGACGAGACAAAUAAAAACAAAAAGCGUGUAAGAAAUCGGAAACCGGAAGAUGAUUUUUGA